This is a messenger RNA of Glycine soja, 956 nucleotides long. RefSeq lists its product as uncharacterized. Lineage: Eukaryota; Viridiplantae; Streptophyta; Magnoliopsida; Fabales; Fabaceae. The transcript is spliced from 4 exons. Bases 163 to 714 code for a protein of 183 amino acids. The record is from RefSeq and is a predicted model, not a curated record.
UUCGCCGAAUUUAAACGCCAGAAAGCUUACAAAUGCAGCCAAAAGUUGCAUACUUUAAUUUGCUUUGCUUCUUUACUCCCCCAUUUGCUUCCAAACAAAGGAAAAAUCACUCUCAUCUGAGAAUCCAAACCUCCUCCUAAUUUAAGUGGUGGGUCAGCUACUAUGGCUUCGUCUCUGUUACUAGCGGUGGUGUUUGUGCUUGAUCUGGUUGCUUUUGCUCUCGCUGUUGCUGCAGAGCAGAGAAGGAAUACUGCCUCGUUAAAUAAAGACAGUGCAGGUAGAAACUACUGUCAAUAUGACUCAGACAUUGCAACCGGCCUAGGUGUGGGGUCCUUGUUUAUCCUAGUUGCCAGUCAGGUGAUCAUUAUGGUUGUAACUAGAUGCCUGUGCUGUGGGAGAGCUAUGAGACCCAGUGGAUCAAGAUCAUGGUCAAUUUGCUUGUUCAUCACUAGCUGGGUGACAUUUAUCAUUGCUGCUUCGUGCCUUCUAGCGGGUUCUGUGAGGAACGCGUACCACACCAAGUACCGUGAUCUCAUGGGAGAGAGAGCACCUUCAUGCCAGACCUUGAGGAAGGGAGUGUUUGGAGCUGGAGCUGCCUUCAUUGUUCUCACAGGCAUAACCUCAGAGCUCUAUUAUGUUAGUUUUUCAAAAGCUAAUAAUAAUGGUCCCCCUCCCUAUGCUAGGGACACUGGUGUGAGGAUGGCCAAUUUUUAGUAGUAGUGUGGGGAAAUUAAUUAAUUGUUUGUAAUGUUAAGUUGGAUGUGAAAGCCUACUUGUAAAUUAUUAUGAACCUUAUUUCCUUCCUUUUGACUCUUCAAUGAUCAAUCAUGUCACAAUAGGUGCUGCCUCACGCAGCGGGUUACACUUGUGUACCCCUAUAUAUCCUAUAAGGUAACUUUUCAAAAUAAAAUGUGAAGUAAAUAUCUGUUAAUAAUAUUUGUAAUGUUUAAUGUUAA